This is a messenger RNA of Aspergillus calidoustus, 2695 nucleotides long. NCBI's taxonomy places the organism in Eukaryota, Fungi, Ascomycota, Eurotiomycetes, Eurotiales, Aspergillaceae. The record is from the annotation of a GenBank genome assembly.
UGUUUCGCCGGCCAUCUUCCUUAUCAUCGGUGUCGCAAUUUCUUUAUUUGGCUUUUUCUGAAAAAGCCUCGCAUGUUAAUUGAGACAGAACCUCACCAAGCCUUCCCGUCCUAACCUUCCUUUUCAUCCGCUCUCUUCCGCCGACUCAGCAUCGCUUGCCGCUCUAGUCAGCUUACAUCGUCAUACCGAAGCGAGGGGUGCUCAACCUUACGACAUACCUCAUCAUCUACCCCUUCUUUCUUCCUCGCGCGGAUACACUUCAAUUCAUAAAUCGGAGUUUGCUAUCUUCUUGGAUUCUGGAUCGUAAGGGCUCCCUGUGGAUAAGAAGCGGUCGACUUGUGGUUGAGGGCUUGCCUAGGCUAUACUAUGGCCAAAGCAAGCAUGUUCAUCAAAACUGAGCCUGACGAUCGCAACAGUGACCAGAACCAAUUCAUGAUGUCGCAGUCCGGAUACUCCAUGCACAACCAAUUCGGAAGCCCCAAUGAUGGGGUCGAUCCCUCAGAUCUGACAAUGCAAAACGGUGGAUUCAUGAACUUUGGAUUUAACUCACAGCAGAACAUGUCAUCCAGCUUCAACUUCGGAAACUCCGGGAUCGAUACAGAUGAGUUGUUGGAUCUUGAGAUUAAUGGACAGAAUGGUCUCCCCCAGAACUACAUGCAGGAUCACCAUUCCAGUGCGGGCAUCUCCAUGAGUCAUCCCGGCCAGAUGUCGCAAAUGUACUCGAACACCCCAGAUGGAAACCCUAUACACAGCCCAUUCAUGCAGAGCAGCUACAACUAUGAUCAUUUCCGAGGCAUGAACCAGGGACAGCUGAGCUCAUCUCAUCUCCAGAGUGCUGGCUCCCAUCUGGAGCAGAGCUACCUCAAUGCCAAGGCUCGCCCGAGCAUGCAGGCAAUGGACCGGGCAUCAAUGGAUGCGCGCAGUCCCAUGACUCCGAAGACUCCUGCUCUGGGUGCUCUUACUCUUGGAACUCCAGAAUCCGGAAGCUUUCCUACACAGCCCAUCCGGACAGGCCUACAACACCGCCACCAGAAGACCCUCUCAAACCAGUGGGAUGGCACGCCCGGAAGUGCCCAUUCAUAUGCAGAGUCUCCCAUUUCAUCCCCAGGUCAUCCUUCUCACCAUGCAGCCAUUUCUGAGAUCCUUAAAUCAGGAAAGCAUGCGUCCUUGCCGGCCAAGGUUGACACUCACAUGCCCGGAGCUGCCCAGGACUUGGAAUCCCAGGAAGCCAAGCGCCGCCGGAGAAGAGCCUCCCACAACCUGGUUGAACGCCGGCGUCGGGACAACAUCAACGAACGCAUUCAGGACUUGUCCCAUCUGGUUCCCCAGCACCGCCUCGAGGAUGACAAGGUGCGCAAACAGCUUGUCAACAACACUGGACUGUCCGGCGCAGGAGGCAGCUCGAAUGCCGCCACUUCACUUCUAGCUGGUGGGACCGGUCGGCGCGCCGCUGGCAACAUCACCAUGGGUUUGCCAAUCGAAGAGAAGGAGAAAGGUCCGAACAAGGGAGACAUCCUCAACGGCGCCGUCGGCUGGAUGAGGGAUCUUAUGUGGGCCCUUCACGUCAAGAUCCAACAAGAAGCUGAACUCGCCGAAUUGAUCAGCAGCCUCGGAGGAAGUUGGCCGUUCGAGCAAACCGAAGAGGAGAAGCGCAUGCGCACUGAGAUUCUGGAUGCCAUUGAGAAGAACGAUCCUCCCUCUUUCCACUAUAGCCGUGCGCCCGGAAGCGGCCUACGAGUUCCAAAGCAUACGAACAUCGCCGGAGACGCCUUGUCAAAUGGUGCCAUAAGCCCUCAAAGCCUCAGUCCACCAUUCACAGGCUCGAACAACGGCAGCGGGCAGGCACAAUACUGGAACACCUCCGGUCACGCUGGAAUGAGUUUCAAGGAGGAGGAUGAGUAUGCUAUGGAGAUGAACUGAGAUAUGCCUGAUUUCAUUUUCGGCUUUUCUUAUGAUUGCACGGCAUAACUUGUUGCAUACAAGGCGUCAUGGAUGGGGUAGUUGACCGGCGUACUCGGGAGGGAUAUUUCUUCUCUGUUGUGUUCUUGUUGGCUUGUUGUGGGUAGAACUUCCUGCCAGUGUCUUGAUUUCCCGCCUUUGAUUCGGCUCCUUCGCCUGUUUGCGCAUUACUGAACACGCACACGUUUUAUUUUGACUUCAUUCCUACUUGGUUCUCAUGAUUUUUACUCGAUAUUUUUCUCUCUCGACUUUCAGUUUCGUCUUUAGGCUUCAGCACUGUGGUUUUGUUCUUCAUCGAUACCCUUUUCCUUUUUCAUCCCUAAUACUUGUUAUGGCUAUAUCAGUAUCUCGGAACGCUUCAUGUGACUUUAUAUACUCUUGAGUUUUCCUGUUCAGGUUUCCAUAUGGUAUUGCAUGGCUUUGGCCGCCUGUAAGAUUUUCUCGCGGACUUACAAUGAUACUACCAAUCUCAACUCAUGCCAACUAGCUUUAUCUAGUCCAUUAAUCGUACUGUCAUCAGCGGAAUUAAACAUAAAUGGUCUGAGCGUUUUAUGCAGUCAGCCAGCCCAGUAGAUUUUGCAUGUGAAGAAAAGGCCUCUUUUUUUUUAGCAUGUGAAAAUGUACAACCGUCUCUUUUUCUAUGGCACAUUCUAUGAACCAUCCAUGUACGUACGUAUCUCUAUCCUGCACAUUCAGAAACCAGCAUCAGAACAGGAGAAGAAGAAGAAGAAGAAGA